Messenger RNA from Hibiscus syriacus, 890 nucleotides. Its product is annotated as protein CURVATURE THYLAKOID 1A, chloroplastic-like. The coding region runs from base 103 to 591 and encodes 162 amino acids. The record is from RefSeq and is a predicted model, not a curated record. NCBI's taxonomy places the organism in Eukaryota, Viridiplantae, Streptophyta, Magnoliopsida, Malvales, Malvaceae. The transcript is spliced from 5 exons. Gene Ontology annotation, cellular component: chloroplast thylakoid membrane; thylakoid.
GCAGCAAAUAGGAAAACCGAAAAAGAAGGCGGCAAAGGAUAGGAUUUGUAGCGGUCAACCGCCCGCUUACCUGAAAACAACGAUAGUUUAUUUUUGACAAAAAUGGCGGCAGCAUCAUCAUCUUCCAUGGCGGCCACAGCCGUUUUGAUUCCACGUGCCCCCGCGGUCGUUACAACCACUCGUUGUUCUACCUUGCGGCUCCUCCCUCCUCGCGUUUCCGCCGCUCCCUUUUCCUCGUCCGUUAAGCUGACUCCAGAAUCCAGGAGGUUUCCUUUGCUCCAGACAAAAGCCACGGAGGAGACCUCUGUUGAUGCUGGGGAGCUUUUCGCUGACUUGAAAGAAAAGUGGGAUAAAGUUGAGAACAAGUCCACAGUUAUUAUUUAUGGUGGCGGGGCAAUAGUUGCUGUUUGGCUAUCAUCGAUUCUUGUUGGUGCAAUUAACUCGGUCCCUUUGCUCCCAAAGGUAAUGGAAUUGGUUGGACUAGGAUAUACAGGAUGGUUUGUCUAUAGAUACAUUCUCUUCAAGUCAAGCAGGAAAGAACUAGCUACCGAUAUUGAGGAACUGAAAAAGAAGAUUGCUGGAACUGAAUAGAUUGGCAAUGGCAUAUGCCCAUUGGCAUCUUUGCACCCUGUAAGAGAGACAACUGUAUUCAUGUAAUUGUGAAAUUUCCUUGUAUGAAUUCUUGUAACCUUAUUAUAUUUGCCCUGGGCCUGGAAUAAAGUUUGUCAAUUUUAUGUGUAUGCCUAUAAUUUCCUACCCUAUAUAUGCCAUGUUUAAUGCACAGAGAGAGUAGCCCAUUUAUGCCAUUAAAAUGUACAUUGAACCAAAUAUAUUCCCUUUACCAACAAAUUCCUCUAGCAACAAUCUCAAGCCUGAAAAAGCUUCUUGAU